Molecule: messenger RNA, 4526 nt
Organism: Polyodon spathula (Mississippi paddlefish)
Lineage: Eukaryota; Metazoa; Chordata; Actinopteri; Acipenseriformes; Polyodontidae
Gene: brpf1
Product: bromodomain and PHD finger containing, 1
Exons: 17
Coding region: 519-4493 (1324 amino acids)
Biological process (GO): regulation of transcription by RNA polymerase II
Cellular component (GO): MOZ/MORF histone acetyltransferase complex
Molecular function (GO): protein binding
Source: RefSeq, a predicted model, not a curated record
AGGAGGGAGGGAGGGAGUGAUUUGAAGUGUGGAAGCCGGGGAGCCCCGGGGUGUCGCUGGCGCUGCUCGGCGGGUGUUACUGUGCGCGGUGGAAGCGGCAGGUCUCGAAAGUGCGGGCUCGCCUCCGCGCUGCAGCGCCGCUAUUGUUCCGCCAGGAUGGCUUUCAGAUGAGAUCAAGCGCAUUGCAAUGCUUUUAAUAUUUACAUUGCAGCGAUUUUAAUAUUUACAUUGCAAUGCUUUUAAUAUCUAUUCAGAAAGAAACCCCCGGGGUGCGGGCACCAGGCGUCACAUUCCCAGAUUCGACGUUAACAGUUUUGUAGAGUUAAUAAAAAGCGCCGCAGAAGCAGCGGGGGGCUGCCCUGCCGUGUUAGGGAUCUGCGCAUCUCCCUCUGAUCUGAAUACUCAUCCCGCAGACACACAGACGCGCUUUCACACAGGCAUUGGAAACCCGUCAACUGCAACGCGAUACGACGACAAAGAAGAUGUAACCCGCUGCAGCCACAGUCGUCGUUGUAACAAUGGGUCUGGACUUCGAUGUGAAGACGUUCUGCCACAACCUGCGGGCCACGAAGCCCCCGUACGAGUGCCCGGUGGAGACCUGCCGCAAGAUCUACAAGAGCUACAGCGGCAUAGAGUACCACCUGUACCACUACGACCACGACAACCCCCCUCCCAGCCAGGGCACCCCGCUGCGCAAGCCCAAGAAGAAGGGGCGCCAGUCCCGGGGGGGGGCAGGAGGAGAUGCAGGAGGAGGAGGAGGAGGGGGCUCCACGCCCGGGGGGGAGAACCAGCCCAGUCCAGCCCACUCAGAACUCUCCCAGUCCCCCAGCAGAGAGACCAUGACCUACGCACAGGCGCAGAGGCUGGUGGAGGUGGACAUCCAGGGCAAGGUGCACAGGAUCAGCAUCUUCGAGAACCUGGACGUCGUUUCGGAAGAGGAGGGGGAAUCCGAGGAGCCCUCUGGGGGGCAGGGGGGCUCGCUGGGGGGGAGGCCCCCGGGGGGAGGGGGGCCCGGUGGGGGGGAUUCAGCGGGUGCAAAAGACAGGCCUGAUACCCCGGCAGCCAAUUCAACCAACUCGGGAGCCAGCGGGGGCAAAGGCAACAACACCACCCCCAAACCGGGCAAGCACAAGAGCAAGGAGAAGAAGAAGGAGGCCACGGGGCACCAUCACCACCACUACCACAGCGCCUCCUCUGGACCGGCCGUCAAACUGCCUGAGGUGGUGUACAGGGAGCUGGAGCAGGACACACAGGACGCGCCCCCAAGACCUGCCUCCUACUACAGGUACAUUGACAAGUCUGUGAAGGAGCUGGAUGAGGAGGUGGAGUACGACAUGGACGAGGAGGAUUACAUCUGGCUGGACAUCAUGAACGACAAGCGGCACGCUGAGGGGGUGCUGUCCAUCCCCCAGGAGGUCUUCGAGUACCUCAUGGACCGGCUGGAGAAGGAGUCCUACUUCGAGAGCCACAACAAGGCGGACCCCAGCGCCCUCAUCGACGAGGACGCCGUGUGCUGCAUCUGCAAUGACGGCGAGUGCCAGAACAGCAACGUCAUCCUGUUCUGCGACAUGUGCAACCUGGCCGUGCACCAAGAGUGCUACGGGGUGCCCUACAUCCCCGAGGGCCAGUGGCUGUGCCGACGGUGCCUGCAGUCUCCGUCCCGCGCGGUGGACUGCGCGCUCUGCCCCAACAAGGGCGGCGCCUUCAAGCAGACGGACGACAGCGGCUGGGCGCACGUGGUGUGCGCACUGUGGAUCCCAGAGGUCUGCUUCGCCAACACAGUGUUCCUGGAGCCCAUCGACAGCAUCGAGCACAUCCCCCCCGCACGCUGGAAGCUGACCUGUUACAUCUGCAAGCAGCGCGGCUCCGGAGCCUGCAUCCAGUGCCACAAAGCCAACUGCUACACGGCUUUCCACGUGACCUGCGCACAGCAGGCAGGGCUCUACAUGAAGAUGGAGCCCGUGAGAGAGACUGGGGCCAACGGCACGUCGUUCAGCGUGAGGAAGACCGCGUACUGCGACAUCCACACCCCGCCCGGCUCAGCGCGCCACCCCGCGUCCGCCCCCACCUCGGCCGGGGCUCUGUCCCUCAGCGAGGGAGACCCAGAGGACGAGGAGGAGCCCCCUGAGGAGGAGGGCAAGGGGUGGAGCUCUGAGAAGGUGAAGAAGGCCAAGGCCAAGUCACGCAUCAAGAUGAAGAAGGCGCGCAAGAUCCUGGCGGAGAAGAGAGCGGCCGCGCCCGUGGUGUCCGUGCCGUGCAUCCCGCCACACAGGCUCAGUAAGAUCACAAGCCAGCUGACCCUGCCACGGAAGAGCCAGUUCAUGCAGCGGCUGCACAGCUACUGGACUCUGAAGAGGCAGUCUCGCAACGGCGUGCCGCUCCUGCGCCGGCUGCAGACGCACCUGCAGUCCCAGCGCCACGCCGAGCAGGACAGCGAUGAGAAGGACAGCUCCUUGGAGAGUGGAGUAGUUUUUCCUAAGGAGGGUGAUGAGAAGCAGAGCGCCCUGAAAGAGCAGCUCAAGUCCUGGCAGAGACUGCGGCAUGACCUGGAGAGAGCCAGACUGCUGGUGGAGCUGAUCCGCAAGAGAGAGAAGAUCAAACGAGAGUCGAUCAAAGUGCAGCAGCUUGCCAUGGAGGUGCAGCUGACUCCCUUCCUGAUCCUGCUCAGGAACACUCUGGAGCAGCUGCAGGACAAGGACACCAGCAACUUCUUCACUGACCCUGUGCCGCUGGCAGAGGUGCCGGACUACCUGGACCACAUCAAGAAGCCGAUGGACUUCCAGACGAUGUUGGUCAGCCUGGAGGCUCACGAGUACCGCAGCUUCGAGCAGUUCGAGGAGGACUUUGGGCUCAUUGUCAACAACUGCCUCAAGUACAAUGCCAAGGACACAGUGUUCUACCGGGCGGCGGUGAGGCUCCGUGAGCAGGGGGGCGCCCUGCUGAGGCAGGCCAGGAGGCAGGCAGACAAGAUCGGCAUCGACUUCGAGACGGGGCUGCACCUGCCCAAACCCCCCGCCGCAGAGGGGCAGCGCAGCCAGCUGGGCCUGGAGGAUGCAGACCUGCUGCUCCCGGAGAACCGCAAGCGGCUGCCCCUGUGCGAGCAGCUCAAGGUCCUGCAGGAGAAGCUGGACGAGGUGAGCGCGGGGAGGCACAGCAUCGGCCGUUCUCGGCGCGCCAAGGCUCUGAAGAAGGAGAUGACGGUGAUCAAGCGCAAGAUGGCUCACCAGAAAGACGGGGGUGGAAUGGGGGGCCGGGAGGGGGGCGACCGCGGGCAAGGGGUCGCCCCCCCCUCAUCACACCACCACCACCGUCAUCACCACAACCCCCUCCCCGGCAACGGCACCACCGGAACUGGCACAGGCAGCGGCGGCAAGGAGCUCCGCCGGCACUCUGACCAGGAGGGGGAGGAGAGCAGCAGCCAUGAGAUGGGGGGAGGAGGGGGAGGAGGAGGAGCAGGAGGGGGGAAAGGUCUGGGCUCCUCCUCUUCCUCUGCUCUGGCCCCAGAAGUGGGGCGCCGCACUUCGGUCCUCUUCUCUAAGAAGAACCCCAAGACCGCAGGGCCUCCCAAGAGGCCAGGGAGGCCCCCGAAGAACCGGGACAGCCAGGGGGCUCCCGGCUGCCGCCCCAGCCCCAUCGGACCCCCUCGGCUGCCCCUGCUCUCCGGCCCCCGCCCGAGGAAGAGGGUGCGAAGCCCCCGGAGCAGCUCAAGCUCGGACAGUGAGAGUCAGGAGAGCAGCGAGGAGCUGCACCUGGGUCUCCCCUCCAAUGGGUUCGACGGGGGCAGUCAGCCAGUGACGGAGAGUUUCCGCGUGUACCGAAACGAGCGCAGCCUCCCACGCAGCUCCUCCGACUCGGAGUCGAGCACCAGCACCAGCAGCAGCGCCGCCUCCGACCGUACCAGCACCACUCCCUCCAAGCAGGGUCGCGGCAAGCCCUCGUUCUCCCGGGUGAACUUCCCCGAGGACAGCAGCGAGGAGACGUCGGGGACAGAGAACGAGUCAUACUCCACAGGAGGGGGGCGCGGAGUCUCUCUCGGCAUGGUCCGUUCGGGUCGUGGCCGGUCCUGUUGGAUGUCUCCUGAUGAGUACAGCCCGCUUCACUCUCUAGACCUUGUGUGGGCAAAGUGCCGGGGCUACCCCUCCUACCCCGCACUGAUCAUUGAUCCGAAGAUGCCUCGGGAGGGGAUGUUCCAUCACGGCGUUCCAAUCCCGGUGCCCCCCCUCGACGUGCUCAAACUGGGGGAGCAGAUGAGCCAGGAGUCCCGAGAGCACCUCUACCUCGUGCUAUUCUUCGACAACAAAAGGACCUGGCAGUGGCUGCCGCGCACCAAGCUGGUUCCCCUGGGGGUUGACCAGGAGCUGGACAAGCUGAAGAUGCUGGAGGGGAGGAAGAGCAACAUCCGGAAAUCUGUGCAGGUGGCUUACCACCGAGCCAUGCAGCACCACAACAAAGUGCAGGGAGAGCAGAGCAGCGACUCGAGCGACACGGACUAGGGGAGGGGAGGGGCAGCCUGCACACACGGGGGA